Aspergillus nidulans FGSC A4 is the source of this 4545-nucleotide messenger RNA. Its product is annotated as putative ABC transporter. Lineage: Eukaryota; Fungi; Ascomycota; Eurotiomycetes; Eurotiales; Aspergillaceae. The coding region runs from base 1 to 4545 and encodes 1514 amino acids. Gene Ontology annotation, biological process: transmembrane transport. Gene Ontology annotation, molecular function: ABC-type transporter activity; ATP binding; nucleotide binding. The record is from RefSeq and is a predicted model, not a curated record. Gene Ontology annotation, cellular component: membrane; cytoplasm. The transcript is spliced from 3 exons.
AUGUCCUCCCGCCUCGUGCUUGGGGUUUCAGCGGCUGCCUGCGCUAUCGCGGUCAUACUAUCGAUCCCGCACGGCUACAGUCUCAUCACUCAAAGCAGACGCGAGAAACGGUACGCAAUUAUCGAGCCUGGUUGCGAUGAGGCCACUACCACAGGGAAACACCCGCGGUCGCUGUGGCAGCGCGUCUGUCUUGUUGUGGUGGGAGUCGUGGCCGCCACAGCGGCCUUGUGGUCGUGGAAGAGCAGAACAGGAAGCGCAGAUGCCCAAUUCCUGCUAUGCAUAGCAUGGGGAAUCGUUCUAGCAUUGAGUCGACAUCCCACGGAGAUAUACAGCUUAGGAAUAUAUAGCGCACUUGCGGCUAUACCGACCAGCAUCUCUAUUUCACUGCCGUACGCCCUGGCGUUACAGCGCGGAGAGCAUCUCGUUCUGUCGGGCAACCGCCAUGCAUUGAACGCUGUUCAACUCGUCGCUGCACUGGUCCUUCUGGUCGUAAACCUCAGCCUUCCACGGGGACCACUGAAAUACCGCGACGGCCAGGUAAUCGACGCACGGGACUCCAUAUCAUUCAUCGACCGGUAUACUUUCUCUUGGGCAUAUCGAACCCUAUCCCUCGCAGCCAAGAACGGGCGCCUCAACCCAGAAGACCUGCCGCUCGUCGCCGAUGACGUGCGCGCACAAACUCUCUCCGACAGAUUUUUCUCCACCGAUCCAACCUCAGUUCAGUGGCGAAAGUGGCUUAAACUGUACUGGCGAUCUGUUGCCCUGCAAGUCACGGUCCAGCUCUGUAAUGCUGUCGCUGGCUUCUUACCGAAUCUCCUUUUACUCACUAUCCUGCGACUGUUUGAGGCGCGCGAUGCGGGCGCGAGCAACCAGCUUCAGCUGUGGUUGGCGGCUCUAGCUUUGGGAAUGUCAAUGGUUGCGACGGCGUGGUUGGUCGCUCUCAGGGAUUUCAUUGCUGACUUGAAGAUCUCCCUUCCGGUGAACCAGCAGCUAUUCGCCGUCAUAACCAAGAAGGCGCUCACUUUAAGGGAUACUGCAGUUGCUGAACGGGCAAGCUCUGGCAGCGACGAGGAGACUGAUGAUGAAGGGGACGGUAAUGACGAUGAGAGACCUCCGCAAACAAAACACUCCAUCCUCAAUCUCCUUGGAGUCGACGUCGAGCGGAUCUCCGAUUUCAUUGCAUACAGUCAUCUCCUGCUUGACUGCGUCGUCGAGUCCGUCCUCACAACUGCUUUUCUGGUGUACUUGAUGGGUUGGAAGGCAACCUCAGCAGGUUGCGCCAUCCCAAUCUUGCUGACGCCUCUGUACUUCAGCGUGACGAAGCAAUAUAGCGAGAAAGAGCAGGCGCUCAUGGACCGCCGUGAUGAGAAAUCCGCCUCGCUAACAGAGAUGAUUCAGGGGAUCCGACAGAUCAAAUUCAGCGCCCUGGAAGCCGAAUGGUACGAGAAAAUCCUGAAGCUGCGAACCAAGGAGUUGGACGAACAAAGAGCAGUCUUCUGGCUGAACAUUUCCCUCAAUGGAAUGUACACCCUUGUUCCGAUUUUCAUGAGCUGUUUCUCAAUUACCGCUUAUGUGUACUUGAAUGGGAGUAUUUCGCCAUCUAUCGCGUUUACAGCAUUGUCACUUUUUGAGACUCUCCAGAACACAAUCUGUAUGCUUCCUGAAGUCAUCACUCAGUUUCUAGAUGCAAGGGUCAGUCUUGGAAGAGUUGCAAAGUUCUUGGGGUUGGAAGAGCACGCGGAUGGCAGGAGUCCUGGAAAUGGGGACGGGAUAUCGCUUCAAAACACGACAAUUGCCUGGCCGUCUAGCGGCGUGGAAGCUGAGGACGAGGUUCGAUUUCAGCUAAAGGACCUUAACCUCUAUUUCCCUGCGCAUGGACUCAGCAUAAUCUCGGGACGGAGCGGCUGCGGAAAAUCACUGCUUCUUCAAGCCCUUAUCGGAGAAGCGGACAUCGUCGAAGGGGCCGUUUAUAUCCCAAGGCCUGAAUCAGAUCCAGGACCCCCCACUCCACAGAACUGGAUUGCUAAGGGUAUGGUAGCAUACGUCUCGCAAGACCCGUGGAUCGAGAAUGCCACUAUCCGCGAUUCCAUACUCUUCGGCCUUCCGUUCAACCCGGCUCGCUACGAGGACGUGCUCUAUUCUUGCGCCCUGCUGCAGGACCUCAAAGUACUACCUGAUGGUGAUAAGACCGAUGUUGGGGCGAAUGGUAUCAACCUCAGCGGUGGCCAAAAGUGGCGGUUGGCUCUGGCACGGGCCCUCUAUAGUCGGGCAAGUAUUCUUGUAUUGGACGACAUCUUCAGCGCUGUCGAUGCACAUGUCGGUCGGCACCUAUAUGAGCAUGCGUUGACUGGGCCUCUGGGUGAAGGGAGGACCCGGAUCCUGGCAACUCACCAUGUCAAGACCUGUAUCGACGGUGCAGCGUAUCUGGUGAGGCUGGAUAAUGGACAUGUCCAUGCCCGACGACUAGAUAUCUCUAAAGAACCCACACCCGGGACCACGGACAGUUCUGGGCCCUCGACAAGGCCAAGUUCGCCAAAUCCACACAUUGUGGAAGCUCGCCGACGAUCUAAUUCGGUAGUGGAGUCAAAGAGAUUCUACGAGGAAGAGAAGCGCGAGACUGGCGUAAUCAAAGCCAGGGUGUACAAGGCCUACAUCCAUGCAUCUGGCGGGUACACCCCAUGGCUCAUCACGGCUGUCUUUCUCAUCGUCCUGCUUUUGCUCAAUCUCGCAAUCCCGUACUGGGUCUCAAUCUGGACGAGAUCCUAUGAGACAGAGGAAAAUGGUAGGGACGCACUGUUCGCUCAGUUAGGCGACAGGGCUGCAGUAGGUGACGGUACCUUAGCACCUCGACCACAUCUCGAUAACCGCCUUGUCUUUUACGGCUCAAUUUACCUUGCCAUCUCUCUUGGUUCUUGGUUACUGGAGAUCAUCCGUAUCGGCAUCAUACUUUACGGCUCCCUCAAAGCGUCCAAGACCAUGUUCGAGCAGUUCACCACGGCUAUCCUUCACGCACCUUUGCGAUUUCUCGACACCACACCUGCUGGCCAGAUUCUGAACCGGUUUACCUCGGAUUUCGGUACGCUGGACUCGGACCUCGCCAUUGACCUGUCUUAUACGCUGCACGACGCGAUAACUGUCCUCGGCGUGAUUGUUGCCGCCGUGGUCACGUCUCCCGUUGUUGUUGGCCUGGGUAUUCUCUCUUUAGGUGCUUCCUGGACAGUUGGGUACUUCUACGUGACCGCAGCGCGCGAGGCGAAAAGACUACAGAGCACGGCUAGGUCUCCCAUCUUCGAGCUCGUCGGCUCUCUACUCACAGGCCUGCCAACCGUUCGUGCCUUUGGGCGGGAGCAGGCAUAUUUGACGCGCAUGUAUGAUCUCAUCGAUUCGUAUUGUCAGGCUCUAUGGCACAGAAAACUCUUCGCCUCCUGGCGGGCCAUCUGGCUUAGCUCGGUGGGCGCAGUGUUCGUCGCGGCUGUAACAAUGAUAUUCGUCAGCGUUCGCACCCUCGACGCGCCACUGGCCGGCUUUGCACUCAGCUUCGCCCUCGACAUGUCCAGCAACGUCACUUGGCUUCUGUCUCAGUACGCAUCACUCGAAAUUAACUCCAAUGCCGCAGAGCGCAUUGCCGAGUAUACCCAGCUUGAUCAGGAACUACAGUCUGGCGUCGAUGUCCCCGCCACCUGGCCGAGCAAGGGCGAAGUCGAAAUCUCUAGUCUCACUGUCGCAUAUGCGCCAGAUCUCGCUCCGGUCUUACGCAACCUCAACUUUUGCAUCCGCGCUGGCGAGCGCGUCGGGGUCGUCGGGCGCACAGGAGCAGGGAAAUCGAGCUUUGCGAUGACGCUGCUGCGCUGCUUGGACGUUCGUGAGGGGAGCAUUCAUAUUGAUGGUAUUGAUAUUGAGCAUGUCAAACUACAGGAUCUGCGUGAGCGUGUGGGUUUGAUUUCGCAGGAUCCCAUCAUGUUUGCCGGGACAGUCCGAGAAGUCCUGGACCCAUUCAAGCAGUACGACGAUACCGAGCUCCUCGCCGCGUUGGAGAGAGUAGGCCUGUUCUCCUUAUCGCCAACGCAACAUCCAAUAUCAAACGAAGACCACGAUUCAACUUCUUCUAACGCCGCCUUUUCGCCCGCUUUGACCAUUCUCCAGCUGUCGUUGUCUACUCCAAUAGCAGCUGGGGGCAAAAAUCUCUCGCAAGGCCAACGCCAACUCCUCUGUCUCGCACGCGCCUUGGUCUCUCGUCCGAAGAUCCUGAUCAUGGAUGAAGCAACAGCCAGUAUAGACGUUGAAUCGGAUCAGCGUAUCCAACGGGUGCUGAGGGAGGAUAUUUGUGGUGCCGGGUGGGGUUGUACGUUGAUUGUUAUUGCGCAUAGAUUGAGCACAAUUGCGGACUUCGACAGGGUUGUCGUCCUUGAGAGAGGAGAAGUCGUCGAGAUGGAUUCCCCAAGAUUAUUGAUGGGGAUUGAGGAUGGGGUAUUCCAUGGGAUGGUCGAGGGCAGUGGGGAGAGGAAGAUUGUCGAGGGAAUGAUUUUGGGGAAGGAAAGAGGCUGA